CACACACACACUCUCUGAGAUCAUUCAACUAUUCGAAAAUUUUAGCUUCAUCUCUCUGUUUGAAUUGCUGCCCCAAAAAAUGCCUCUAUCGCUCCGUCUCGCUCCCUCUCCGACGGCUUUAGCUCCGGGGACCGGCGGAUUCGGUCCAUCGAGGAAACAGUGCCGGAUCCCUUACUCCGGCGUGGCGGCGACGAGGAUUGGUCUGUGCUCAUUGGAUAAUGGGAAACGAGGAGAUUCCUCUGUUGUGGUGAGGUGUAGCUUAGAAACGGUGAAUGUUAGUGUUGGGCAAGUUACGGAGGUCGAUAAGGACACCUUCUGGCCCAUCGUUAAUGCCGCCGGUGAAAAGAUUGUCGUACUCGACAUGUACACUCAAUGGUGUGGUCCAUGUAAAGUGAUUGCUCCUAAAUACAAAGCUCUAUCAGAGAAGUACGAUGACGUUGUGUUUCUAAAGCUUGACUGCAAUCCUGAUAACCGGCCGUUGGCAAAGGAGCUAGGUAUAAGAGUGGUUCCAACUUUCAAGAUAUUGAAGGACAACAAGGUCGUCAAGGAAGUGACCGGUGCCAAAUAUGAUGAUCUGGUUGCAGCCAUUGAAACAGCCAGGUCGUCUGCUGCUUCCGGAUGAACUCAUCUCUAUCAUCAUCUAUUUUUACCAUAAUUGGUUGGUUGUACGUAAUGUAAAAUCUUGUGUUAUCCCUAUAGGUCAGCAAAUGAUUAUGUGUAAAUGUUUCAAGAAAUAUGAUCAAGCAAAAGGUUAUGUUUAUCUAUCAUAUAUAUAUAUUUAGAUUUCAGUUGA
Molecule: messenger RNA, 793 nt
Organism: Capsella rubella
Lineage: Eukaryota; Viridiplantae; Streptophyta; Magnoliopsida; Brassicales; Brassicaceae
Product: thioredoxin F1, chloroplastic
Exons: 3
Coding region: 80-622 (180 amino acids)
Source: RefSeq, a predicted model, not a curated record